Messenger RNA from Trichomycterus rosablanca, 2271 nucleotides. Its product is annotated as soluble guanylate cyclase 88E-like. Gene Ontology annotation, biological process: response to oxygen levels; nitric oxide-cGMP-mediated signaling; cGMP biosynthetic process. Lineage: Eukaryota; Metazoa; Chordata; Actinopteri; Siluriformes; Trichomycteridae. Gene Ontology annotation, cellular component: guanylate cyclase complex, soluble. Gene Ontology annotation, molecular function: heme binding; guanylate cyclase activity. The transcript has 18 exons. Bases 1 to 2271 code for a protein of 756 amino acids. The record is from RefSeq and is a predicted model, not a curated record.
AUGUACGGCUUGCUGUGUGAGAGUCUGCAUGACUUCAUUAAAGAGUCAUAUGGAGACGACGUGUGGAAGCUGGUCAGGGAGAGAGCAGAUGUACGACUCCAUUCUUUUGUCACACAUCAGGUUUACAGUGAGAGUGUAAUCCCCCGCAUAGCAAAGGCAGCUAGUGGUGUUACAGGCACUCCCUAUAAUGAGCUGAUGAACUCUUGGGGUGUUUAUUUCCUGGGUUUUGUGGGAAAGUACGGGUAUGACCGCAUCCUCAAGGUAUUGGGGCGUCAUGUCCGUGACUUUGUGAAUGGCUUGGAUAACCUACAUGAGUAUCUGCGCUUCAGUUACCCUAAAGUGCAGCCACCCACAUUCUUUUGCCAGGAGGAGUCUGCUACCGGAGUUACACUGCACUACAGAAGCAAGAGGAAGGGCUACCUGCACUAUGCUAUGGGACAGCUCAGACAGAUGGGCAAACAGUUCUAUGAUACAGACAUCCAUGUGGAGGUUCUUUCUGAGCAGCUGGUGGGAGAUUACUCCCAUGUUACAAUGAGAUUAAACUUCGAUAACUCGGCAUAUCGCUACAUCCAGAAGGAGGAUGAUGAGGAGCAGGAGAUUCUGCCCAUCACCAGCGACUUUUUCUUUGAAGUGUUUCCCUUUAACAUCGUCUUCAGACAGGACAUGGUGGUGCACAAUGUUGGCUCAGGUUUGGCUACUGUCUUCCCUGAUUUGGAUGGCAAGAAGAUCAAUGAUGCUUUCCUGCUGGCUCGCCCCCUGGUGGAGUUCACCUGGAACAUGAUUAUUUCCCAUCCCAACAACCUGUUUGAAAUCAUGUCCAAGGAGCCGGUGAAAAGGGAGCGCAACCUUCACAACAGAGUCCAGAACUCUGAUUAUGAGAAUGCAAAUCGCUCUGCUGAUGUAGAUGUGGAACUUAUGGCCUUCCAGUCCAUCAUCGGAGAUGAUUAUAAAGAUGGGAACAGUGCCAAUGCUAUGGAAAGCUGGGGUGAUGGUAGUCGCUGCCUUAAACUGAAAGGCCAGAUGAGAUACAUGCCUGAGUGGGAAUCCAUCAUUUUCCUGGGAACACCCGUAAUGGAGAGUCUGAGUGCUAUGUUCAAAACUGGGCUCUACAUUAAUGAUCUAAGCAUGCACGACUCCAGCAGAGACCUGGUGCUUGCAGGAACCCAACAAUCUGAAGAGCUUAAGAGAGCACUCAUACAGGAGCAAAAGAAAUCAAGUAAGCUGGAGGAAAGCAUGAAGAUGUUGGACUACGAGAUGAAGAAGACAGAUGACCUGCUGUACAGGAUGAUCCCUAAACCUGUAGCUAAGAGACUGCGCAAGGGAGAACCUGCAGUAAACACAUGUGAGGUGUUCCCAGAUGUGACUAUUCUAUUCAGUGAUGUUGUGGGUUUCACCCGCAUCUGCAGCCACAUCACUCCCAUGCAGGUGGUGUCCAUGCUCAACACCAUGUACACACUCUUUGACACGUUAAGCGAGAAGCACAGAGUCUUUAAGGUUGAAACUAUUGGAGAUGCCUACAUGGUUGUAGCAGGUGCACCAGAGAAGACGAAGUACCACGCUCACAAUAUCUGUGACAUGGCUUUGGACAUGGUACGAUCCAUAGACCACCUUAAAGACCCAUCUAAUGGCAACAACAUUCAAAUCCGAGUGGGAAUCCACUCUGGCAUGGUUGUUGCUGGGGUUGUAGGUCACAAAAUGCCACGCUAUGGUCUUCAUGGUGACACAGUGCAUACGGCAUCUGCCAUGGAGAGCAACGGAAAGGAGAUGCACAUUCAGCUUAGCAGCGCCACAUACGAGCACCUACAGGGCAGUCACUUCAUUUUUGAGAGACGUGGAACUAUAACUAUCAAGGGUAAUGUGGAGAUUGAGACCUACUGGCUCAAAGGGAAGAGGGAUAAAGACGGCAACGCUCAGGCUGCCUGCCCUCAGUUUGAGGCUCAAACCAUCAGCAAGGCCUCUAUCUCAGCUGCUGAGCCUCCCAUCGAUGAAGAGGAACUGGUGUUUCCAUCUGUAACAGGUGAGGAUGAGGAUGAUGUGAAGUCUAUCCACUCACACCGCAUCAAAAUGGAAACGUCUGGCAACUCUCUGGAGGAAUCCAUGGAGGAAGGCAGAGUGGAAACGCUGUCUGUCAGCAAGGAUGGUGGUCUGCAGGACCCUCAUAUCGAAAUGGACUCACCAGACUUUGAUGGCCGGGACUCCAUAAUGCAAUCUCCAGAAGGUUCCUGUGACUCCCAGUGUUCAGAAAAGAGCGCCAUGUGUACCAUAGCCUAA